AUGGAGAACCAAGAACUGGGGGAUGCUUACUCUGAUGUAUUAGCUGAUCAGGAGAAAAACUAUCUGAUUCAACUAGAGAAGUGGUCUUUGAUAGAGGAAAGUGCACUACAGCAGAAGUCAAAAGUCACUUGGAUCAAACAAGGGGAUUCAAAUACUAAGUACUUUUCAGCUGUAAUGAAAGAGAAGCAACAGAAGAAGCAAAUAACUGAGAUCAAAUCAUUGUUGGGGCUAGAGCUUUGUGCACCAAUUACAGAAGAGGAAAUCAAUGAAGGACUGAGCUCAAUUGGAGAUGAUAAGGCUCCAGGAAUUGAUGGAUUUAAUGUUGUCUUUUUCAAGCAAACACUGUCCAUUAUUAAGAAUGAAGUUUGUGAAACUGUGCAAGAUUUUUUCAUCACAGGAACCUUGUAUAAAGCUAUAAACUGCACUGCACUUACUCUGGUGCCUAAGGUUCCAAAUCCAGAUACAGUUAAAGACUAUAGUUCUAUUCUUGCUGUACAGUGCUAUACAAGAUUAUUGCUAAGGUCAUCACCAGCAGAUUACAGAAAGUAA
This is a messenger RNA of Nicotiana tabacum (common tobacco), 549 nucleotides long. Lineage: Eukaryota; Viridiplantae; Streptophyta; Magnoliopsida; Solanales; Solanaceae. The record is from RefSeq and is a predicted model, not a curated record.